This is a messenger RNA of Eurytemora carolleeae, 734 nucleotides long. Its product is annotated as inositol monophosphatase 1. The record is from RefSeq and is a predicted model, not a curated record. Gene Ontology annotation, biological process: signal transduction; phosphatidylinositol phosphate biosynthetic process; inositol metabolic process. Gene Ontology annotation, molecular function: inositol monophosphate 1-phosphatase activity. Lineage: Eukaryota; Metazoa; Arthropoda; Copepoda; Calanoida; Temoridae.
AGAUAAAAAUGGCAGAGGUAAACACCUGGGAUACUGAAUUUGAAUUUGCUUUGGAAAUUGUUAAAAAAGUAGGAGAGAUUAUUAAAAACGCAUUUCUUAGGGAUAAAGUUGUGACAGAAAAGAGUUCUGCAACGGAUUUAGUAACAGAAACAGAUCAAGAGGUUGAAAGAGUGUUGAUAAAAGGGCUAGAGAACAAGUUUCCUAAUUAUAGAUUUAUUGGCGAGGAGAGUGUUGCCGGUGGUUUGAAGUGUGAGUUGACCCAUGACCCCACCUGGGUCAUUGACCCCAUUGAUGGAACUACCAACUUUGUACACUCUAAUCCGCAUAUCUGUACAAUUCUAGCUUUCAUGGUGGAACAGGAGGUAGAGUUUAGUAUAGUUUACAACCCUAUCCUGGAUCAACUGUGGACUGCAAGACGGGGUAAAGGGGCCUUCUAUAACGGUGCUAAGAUCCAGGUUUCGUCUUGCAAGAGCCUUGGUUCAGCCAUCCUCGUUCAGGAAGUAGGUUCCGCUACCCCGGACCGAGUAAAUAUGUUAACAACAAACUCAACAACAUUUAUACCUAGGGUUCGAAGUAUUAGAUCUUAUGGUUCUGCAGGCAUAAAUCUGGUUUAUUUGGCCAUGGGAUCAGUUGAUGCUUAUUUUGAGAUGGGAUUCCAUAUUUGGGAUUACGCUGGGCCAUCACUCAUAGUCAGGGAGGCUGGAGGUGUAGUUCAAGAUGUUUCUGGAUCUAAG